Linum tenue is the source of this 321-nucleotide messenger RNA. The record is from the annotation of a GenBank genome assembly. NCBI's taxonomy places the organism in Eukaryota, Viridiplantae, Streptophyta, Magnoliopsida, Malpighiales, Linaceae.
GAAUCUCCAAAACAAAGUUCCACAAGUCAAGAUUUGCUUUCAGACCCUGCUCUUGAUUCACAAUUGGAUUCUCUGAGGGAAAGGCUUGCUGAGGUGUCACGACAGUCUAUUGAGCUUAAUAGGGAGCUUCAAGACUUGGAACGAAAAUCUACUGCAACUGAUCGGUGUAACGAACUUCUUGCUGAGGUGUUUCAGUCGUAUGAUAAAAACUCUGCUGAUAGUCUGUUACAAGUCUUGUUGCUUUGACAGAUGGAUCGGAACCUGACAGGAAUGAGGAAGCAAGGUUGAUGAUGAUGGAGGGGCAACGUUGUUGUUAUUGGU